Saccostrea cuccullata (small rock oyster) is the source of this 2335-nucleotide messenger RNA. RefSeq names its product cell death abnormality protein 1-like. NCBI's taxonomy places the organism in Eukaryota, Metazoa, Mollusca, Bivalvia, Ostreida, Ostreidae. The record is from RefSeq and is a predicted model, not a curated record. Bases 212 to 790 code for a protein of 192 amino acids. The transcript has 6 exons.
CUUGAGGACAAGUACAUGUGUUAUAGUAUUAUUCUAGUUUCGUAUUGUUAUAAAAAUCUCUCCUAAACUUAAUUCCGGUAAAAUUGUAUAAGAGAUAAUCUCUUUACAAUCAACCAGAGAAUAACAAUUUUGCAUUUCCUCUUAAUAUUUGGAGAAUGUGACUGGCUUUGAGCCAAAUUUUAUUAGAGUAUGGUUUGGAAAAUGCAAAGCAAUGCAUCAAAUACUAAUGAAAACUACCGUUAUUUUAAUGAGGAAAAUGGAGUCCAUGUUCACUUUCUUACUGUUUAUGUUACUUUUAGAAUCUGCGGCACUCCAGUGUAGUAUAGAAGGUAAAAAAUGUUGUGUUGGGUCUUGGAAUGACAUUCAGAAUAAAUGCGAAGAUGGUUGUCAACCCGGUUAUUUUGGAAAAUCUUGUACUCACAAAUGCCAAUAUCCAAACUAUGGUAAUCUUUGUCAGCAAAAAUGCAAUUGCCCAGUGUCUAGCUUUCACUAUAGAGACGGAUGUAGUAGAGAAAAAGAAAGUGGUAGAAAAUGCACUCCAGGAUAUCAUGGCAAAAACUGUUCUACUCCUUGUCGAUAUCCUAGUUUUGGCGAAUUAUGUCAAGAGUUUUGUGAAUGUUCGAGCGAGAUGUUGACAACGUCCUUGGAUGUUCAAAAAGAGAGGGCUGUAGACCUGGAUAUUUUGGAAUUGGCUGAGCCUACAAGUGUCGAUAUCCAAAUUUUGGCAAAUAUUGCCAAACAAGAUGCAUUUGCCCCCAAAACCAAUGUGAUCACGUUCUUGGGUGUAUAGAAGAAAAGGAGAAGAAAGGUCUUGUUGCUGUGAAAGUAUCCAGAUCUCAGAUGAAAACGUCUAUUGCUGCCGCUAUCAUAUCCGUGCUGCUUGUUAUUCUUCUUCUUUUUGGGGCUUUGAUUUGGUUUCAAAGACUUAAAAUUCGGAAGUGGUGUAACAAAAGAUCUGACAAUAUCAUGAUACAUAAUGAAAAGGUAAGUCCUAAAGAAACCGUAAGCUGCAUCGAAUCUACCAACUUGGCAGGAGAAAGUUGUUGCUACUUUUCCUCUCUAUAUGUGAACAAUCAAAAUCCCAACUCUAACACUGGAAAUACACCAUGCCAGUUGGACGUGUCCAAUCUCUACGAGGCUGUGGAGUGUCCAGCUUCUGAUGCCGAUGAUUCACGAAGUGCUCCAAAUCCCUCGGUCAGUUUUAUAUCCGUUUAUUCUGGAAUUGAUAAUGAAAUCCUUAUUCCCAUUGAUAAGUAACUAAAUAAAGCACUUUGUUGACGUCCUAAGUGAAACAAAACAGUACAACAUUAAUGAAAAAUGUUUGGAGUGAUAUUUCAUUGUCCUUAAGGCGAACACACAUGCCAGUACUAAAUGAAGGAAGAUUUCCUACAAUGCGGAUUUUUUUAUUGGUUUAGUUCAGUUUAUUAUGCAAAGAUAAGACCUCCUUUGCCUUAUUUUUCAUUUCAACAAAUGUAAAAAUUUGAAUGAAAUGUUUUCUUUUCUCCAUGCAUGCAUAAAUAAGGUUCUUUUGCAUUAAUGUUGACUGAUUUACAUUUAACAUUUUGCAUUAUGUUGUUUUUGUUAACAUUGCUUUAAUCAGUAUCUUAUUUUGUAGUUCAGUCUACUGUACAUUGUGCAAAGUAUUAAAAUAUACCAAUACUAGUAUAAUCCAUUAGAGUGACAAGUACUCUUCCUUAUAAUAAAGAAUUUUUGAAUGAAGUGAGCAAACACAAGAUUUCAUUAUAAGAAAAAAAAACGCCAAAAUGCAAAUUGAUGUCUUUCUUAUCAGUUGAAUAACUUUUCGUAAUAUACAACUGUUAUAAUAUGAAUUUUGCAUUAUCGAAAGUAGAACUGCUAAUGUACGAUUACACAUAUAUACACAUCAAACAUGAAUUAAAAUGAAUAUGUAUGACGUAAUUUGCUGGGUACGAUUACAUAAAUCUAGUUUUUAUAAGUGCUAAAUUUAAAAGUUACACGUAGACUGCUUUGUUUGAAAUGUAAAUAUGAUUACUGCAUGUAAGUAAAUAUAUUUUUCAUUUACAUCGUUAUAUGUCAAUGAGACAGCUAAUGAUUUUAUUUGUUAAUUGCUUUUAUUGUGUAAUAAAUUUGUUUGUUUGUUUGAUGUUUGAUGUCACUUUCAAUUACAUUUUGCCUCUACAUACUCCAGACUUUAUUUGUCUUAUAUCCUACUUUUUGUACGUUUGUACAUCUUAUUCCAUUAUAUUGAAACAUUUCAUCAAAUAACAAGGACACCUCAUAUUAAAAUAAAAUAAUGAUUCAAAAAAAUGCUGCAAUUAUUGGACCUUAUUCUGUUUGUUGCUUACACAUCAAUUUU